GUGCUCCGGGAGGGCGUGCUGGAGAAGCGCAGCGGCGGGCUGCUGCAGCAGUGGAAGCGCAAGCGCUGCGUGCUCACCGAGCGCGGGCUGCAGCUCUUCGAGGCCAAGGGCGCCGGCGGCCGGCCCAAGGAGCUCAGCUUCGCCCGCAUCAAAGCCGUGGAGUGCGUGGAGAGCACCGGGCGCCACACCUACUUCACGCUGGUGACCGAGGGCGGCGGCGAGAUCGACUUCCGCUGCCCGCCCGAGGACCCCGGCUGGAACGCGCAGAUCACCCUGGGCCUGGUCAAGUUCAAGAACCAGCAGGCCAUCCAGACCGUGCGCGCCCGGCAGAGCCUCGGGACCGGGACCCUCGUGUCCUAG
Messenger RNA from Lipotes vexillifer (Yangtze River dolphin), 360 nucleotides. RefSeq names its product pleckstrin homology like domain family A member 3 (gene PHLDA3). Gene Ontology annotation, molecular function: phosphatidylinositol phosphate binding. The transcript has a single exon. Gene Ontology annotation, cellular component: plasma membrane. The record is from RefSeq and is a predicted model, not a curated record. The annotation marks the transcript as partial. Gene Ontology annotation, biological process: intrinsic apoptotic signaling pathway in response to DNA damage by p53 class mediator; positive regulation of apoptotic process; negative regulation of phosphatidylinositol 3-kinase/protein kinase B signal transduction. NCBI's taxonomy places the organism in Eukaryota, Metazoa, Chordata, Mammalia, Artiodactyla, Lipotidae.